Molecule: messenger RNA, 5933 nt
Organism: Paramuricea clavata
Lineage: Eukaryota; Metazoa; Cnidaria; Anthozoa; Malacalcyonacea; Plexauridae
Source: the annotation of a GenBank genome assembly
GGGUACACAGGAAUUUCCCCAAAUAUCAACAACUCGAGUGCUGAACAAGUACAAGAUAACACAAUGGAUAAAAAGAGAUUUACGAAGGAUGAAGUCGUAUAUUCCAAGUAAGUUUUGUCAAAUUAAUUUCCUCACUUCGACUAAGAAAAUAUGAAAAAUGAAAGGUAUCAAAAAAUCCAGUUGUAUUUACGAUUUUGCUAAAAUGAUUCUAGAACACUACCAAUGCAACAGCAAAGACGUGAUAACGUGGAUGAUAUCGAAAUGAGUCUUCUUCAACAUCAGUUGGCAUUAUUUCCACAUCUUGAAGAAUCUGUUCCACCUGAGGUGUGUAUAUAGUUACUAUAAAUCCUAACGGAUUUGGCUUUAGCUUCUCCUUUAUUGAUGUUUACAAUAUGAAUCGUCCCGGGUAAUACACUAAUACAGAACUGCUGCCCCAUUCAUUAUUGGGCCGUUUUCCACUUCAAUCGUAUAGUGUCGAAGCGCAGCGUAUUUCUUUGUUCCCUUCAUGAGCACUAACUGAAUAUACUCUAUAGAGUGGAACUAAUGAUUUCGACACAAAAGAAAAUGCUACGUUACGAUACGGUUGGAGUGGAAAACGGCCUUUACAUAUUAGGUCAUCAAUUGUUCAUCGAAAUUAUAUGUCAAUGCAAAGCUGGUGCUGACUCUUCCACAGUCCCUCAAUCGUACGCGCGGUCGCGUAAUUUUAGCAGCGCUGAUUUUAGAUUCUAUCGCAUUCCCAUUAAGCACCGCGCUCCUAUUGUUUUCCACUGAUCUCUAUUCCCAACUGAAGCGACGAGGGACGAGGCAGAAGCUGGUGCAUAUAUUACUAUAGGGAUACGUACAUGAUCUGACCGCGCGUAAACAUUGCAGUCGGGGACUAAGUAGUAGUAUGAUUUUAUUGAACAGAAAUGAAUUAAUAACACUGAUUGUUGGGCUACCUAUGGUUAAAUUCACAAGCCAUUGCACGCGCUAUAAGGUUUAAAAAAUUAAUGUAUAUUAAGAUGUUCCUCACUGAGCGGAAUAUAGUCUUUCAUCCUAUAUGUUUUGGAUUGGUUACAAAUAUUUGCGGGCUUGCAGCACUGAUCUAGAAAUACUUAGCCGGCUUGCAGGAUGUAGGUUGCAAGUAUCUGACCGCAAAUGGUGCUCUCUGCCACGACAUUUUGGAUUGGUUAUCUAUUUAUUUUUUCACUACAUUUUACUUUGGUGUUUUAAAUUUUGCACGUCCAAUUCACCAACUAUGCAUGGGGUCUACAGUAGCACCACCUCAUUGCCAUCUUGCUACUGCAUAGAUAUAUAAAAUGUCCACUUUUUUUGUGUGCAGGUGUUUGAAGAUGUGGUUGAUAUCUUAGAUCCAGAUUUACAACUUGGCAGUGAGGAGGGAACAGAUAUGGUUAGUUUUCUAAAUGUUUUACACAUUAGUAUAAAAAAUGAUCAGUUUUUGACAAGUAAAAUUGUCUGUCGUUAGACAUUAGACAGAGUACCCUAAUGAAUAGGGACGCAUUCGAGCAUAUGUCGCGUUAAUAUGGUACAUGAGUGCAGUACAUACGCUUCUAGGUCUCUAACAUCUUACACUGAAAUUUUGCCUUGAUAAAUAAAUAUAAUUAUACCGUUCAGUUAUGUACUUAUCUUUACUGUUCCUACUGUAGUCAGAUCAAAUUACUUUGUUUCAUGUUUCUGGAGUACGGUACUUGCAUGAAUUACGUAGCACAUCAUCUGCCUCAUUCCCCUUCGGUGCUUGUCUGGGGCUUUUAUUUACCUAAUUUACUCUGUCUAUCUAUCGUAAACUACCCUGACAACUUUCCCUGUGGAAGAAAACCAGAGCACCUGACCACAGAUGAGAAUAGUAUACAGAAGUCCAUCUCCAUUGUUUUUUGCGUAAGCGCAAAAAGCGUAAGCAAAACUGCUUUUGUUUACGGUACUUGCUGAGUGACGAAUCAUGACGAAUAGCGCUUAUGCAAAAAACAAUGGAGAUGGACUUCUGUAUAGUAUUCUGUGGCCUGGUGAAACCUGGUGACUUUCAGCAGCAGACAGUUGACAGACUCUUAAAUAUGGGUGGAGUCUUGGAGUGCGAAAUACUAACCCAUGAUCUAAUAGAGUCUAGUAAUAGAGAUAAAACACGGUGACUUUGGUAAGCUAUCGUUGGCUCUUUUUUACCAUACCAUUCAAGCUUUUCGAUAAACAGGCAGAAUAAUCAGAUAAGACUAAUAAUGCUAUAUAUAAUCAAAGAUUAUAGCGAUGAACAUAGAAUUCUGCAAGACUCUCUUCUCUGUUUAUAUUGCAGGAACAUCAAUUUUCAUGUGAUGAACUAGAUGAAAGUCAGACGAAAGCGUCUACCCGUCGUGUUCAGGUAUAGGAGUUAGUUGCCCGAGUUGCCGCAUGUCAAUUAAUCAUGGAUUAGAGCUCGAUCAGACUUUAGUAAUUUAUUUCUUGUUUUAGUCUCUUUCGCCAACAGAUACGGACAGGAAAAGGUUGGUAUAAAUAUGAUACGACCACUCUAUAUUCCAGAGGCAAAAUAACAUGAAAACGUCUGACACCCAAGGUAUACUGUAAGGCGACAUUAAUUGUAAAAUUUAACACAAACGUUAUGCAAUCAUACGUGCAUGCAAAACGUUCCUAUGAAUGUCAUACAUAAGACCUGCACUUUCGCUGCAAACGUAUCUGACAAAAAUGGUAUGUUAAUCACAAAAGAAUUGUGCGUAUGACCUACAGUAUCACGACCACAAAGCAACAGAGGAUUGCAUGAAAUGGAAAUAUUAGCGGAGUGAAACGUAAACCAUGUUUAUUGUGUUUCUAUUUCACGUUUAUAACAGCCAUGUUUAUGAAAAAUUAUAUUGCAAAUUCUAUCAAAAAUUGGUACACUUUGGUCUCACGCAACUCAGAAAGUAAUAAGAAGCUUUAAUCAACUCAACAAGUAAAAUUUUUACAAAACUAAACUACGUUAAAACAAAAAUAGUAGACAUUACCUGGCAAACAGCAAAAGCGAGUUAUAUACUAGAUCGAAGUCAGCAAAAACGGACUCGAAGUCGCAACAAGGCAAACCCCCUCUGGCAAACCCCGCGUACUUUAAUUAUAUACAACUAAUUUUACACUACUGUGCACGUGACAACAUAUAAUACACGUAAACGUUCUCUAAACACUACUGAGACAAAUAGUUCUUAUAGCUCCAUAACCCGAUCCGAAGAAAGUACAUGCAUGUAAUUAUGUACGUUUAUAUACUAUCAGAAAUAAUGUCAGUGUACCACAGAAUAAGUAUAGUCUUUAUUCUGUGGUCAGUACCACUUUAAGUAAUUUAAUUCGAAAGCAAUAAUUAGCAAAAGCAAGUUGCGAAUGAUCGUGCUAGAAAUCGUAUACUAUAAAAGAUAAUGCUGAAACAUGUUUACAAAUAAAACUUUUGUCGUAUUUGUAAAUUAAAGUUGUUUCAAAAGCGAGUUAGAACUCCCUAUAUUUAGCAAAAUUCAAUGUUUUUUGUUUCCCAGUGUUCAAGAUAUUCUGAAAAACCGGUACAGAUGGCUGCCGAAAGUGGAUGAAACACAGAAAGAAGAUAAAGGGAAGUCAAACAGAAAGAAAGUCGAUACUCCAAGUUUGGUAUGAAAGUAUAGUGUGACAUUUUCACAUCAUUCACUUUAUAAUAUAAGUGGGAUACAACAGACAAUUUGCUGAAUUUGGCAAUAAUGCACUGUGAUCUGGCACUUGGCUGGUUGGCUUGCUCUUUCUGUGUCCCCCCCCGCUUCAUCUCUGCUUUUUAGCCAAAACAUAAACAAAACUAUAGCUUUUUUUUAAAUACAAAAUUUAUCAGGAAGGAAGAAGGAAGAGAUCAAAGGAAUUAACAAAGCAAUUUUAUCUGUAGUAUUAAAAUUAACCGGCUUGGCAUUCGUCGAAUUUGUUUUUGUCUCGACAUGUUUUGGGCAAAAGCGUGCAAAAUAGCCGAGAAAAAAACUUGAAAAAGAUACAGGAAUACCAUAAAAAUACAGCUACGCCUCGUGUUUUACACACUUCUCUCGUAUUCUCCCCCCCUCCCGCCCCCGCGUGCAUUAUCGCACGCGACUCGUUUUCUAUUUCUUAAAUAAAGUACCACGCAGUGACUAAAAAGAACAAUCAAUCAGGAUACAGGAAAUUCAGUAGCAUUCCAAGCUUCUAAUGACAUACAUAAGAUUAUAUAGUAUAGAUAAAUGAAAACCAAACUCACUCCUGCAUAAACACUCGCAAAAUAGCUAUGUAGGUCCCUAACCGAUUGUAAAUCUAUUGUAGGAUGACAAAAUACAGAACGUUACGAACGAAUUCUGUACUUGGGUUGAAAGUUUGGUACGUUUUUAUGAUUACUCUGCCGUGUCUUUGUGGUAUAUAAUGGUGUGUCCUAAAAAUUCCACAUGAAUGGCAUAGACUUGCCGGAUGUACGUCAUGUUAUUCGCACUGUAGUGGAUUACAGAAAUACGGACUUGGAGUAAGUCUAUAGAAAAGGUAUAACGACUUUCCCGAAUAAGAAACGUUUAAUCUAAAUAUUUUAGGGAGGCGACAGUAAUAACAUCGAAGAAUCGACUGUCAUGAGCUUAUUUGCCAGUGGAUAUGAAACAAAGGUAAAACAUGCAUAAGUGCUGCAUUUUAAUUACCCAAUUCUCGUUUGGAAUAGCAAAACCCCGCGGGAUAGUGCGGUAAAAUCACACGAUUUGCGGGAUUCCUGAUCCAUGUAUAUAGUUGCGCCAUGUAGUCUUGUGAUCAGCAUUAAAUAAUUAUCGCCCUUUUAAUAUUCUUUUCAGCCUACAUUAUCUGUUCCAAUCCAUGUUGUGGAGUUGACGAAUGUUCCACCUGAGCUACGGGUGAAUGCCAGUACAUCAGCUUCACCUCUUCAGCAGAAUGUUGUUGAUAUGAACGAAGCAGAAAAACGGGUAAUGAGUUUUGCUAACGUUAUAAAUGUCACCAUCCAAUUAUUUGGGCAAGUAUGCCUACCUAAUAUGAAUACCUUUUCUGAGACGAAAAAGAUCCUGAAGUGCUUAUGGCUCGUUCUUUAGAAAUUUUGAUAAAGAUGAUUUUUGUAUUAAAGACAAUAGUCUUUUAUUGUCAUAAUCAGCCAAUUACAAAGCCUGUUCGGGCGACCGACCUAUUUUUAUAAAGAUUUUAAUUCAAAUAUAAAACCUUCUUUAUUCGAUGAAGUUAAUCAGAAAUACAAACCUUCAUUGUUUUCAUUUUACCAAUUUUCAAAAUCUUGUGGUUUAUACAGAGCAAGGAUUUUUAUAAAAGCAUGCAAUCUUCUUAAUUUCCACUUUCCUUUUGUUACGCAUAUCGAUAUCCAUUAUCGUUUUGAGUUUCAUACAAGGUUGUAUAUUGUAAUGUUGUUAGGAGGUAGGAAGGGUCCAUGGGGAUUAGGGAUGAUCUGGAUACCGGUAUUCGAUAAAAUAUAGACAUCCGGCACUACAUUCUACAAUACAAUACAAUAUUUAUUACACUAAAAAAAUACUCAAUAAUAUCUAAAAUUUCAAAUGAUUGCAGAAAUAGAAGAGUGUAUAGCCAUCUGAAAUAACCAUAUGGGGUUGUUAGGCUAGUCAGAUGACGUAUAACAAUGAUUUUGAAAGAAAUAUGUUUCAGCAGACAGAAAUUAAUAUCGAGCACAAAAUGACAAACAAAGACACGACACACAGAGUCAAAAAACACAAAGAAAAAUCGAAAAUAAUAGUAUAGAUUGUAAAUAAACAAGAAAUAAUGAGACUUGAGAAGGCUACUUGAUCAAAAGUGUUCGUACUGAUCUAUUAAAUGAAUUGGUUCUCUUAUAUACCAGAAACGUACUACAUAUACCCCAAGUUGGGUGAAAGUGAAAUAUGGUGCAUGGUAUCUGAAUCCUACGACAUGGAAGAAACAAAAAGAUGGCGAACCUCUAGAGGAUCCCAAGCAACAACAGGAAAAUACUUUUUCUGAAGCGAAAGCAGAAAGUGAAAAACUGG